AUGAUUUUUCAAUCUUUUAUACUGGAGAAUCUAGUAUUCUUAUGCAUGAAGAUAAUUAAUUCGAUAGUUGUGGUCGGACUCUAUUUUGGAUUUAUGACCACAUUUUCCAUAGGGCCCUCUUAUCUCUUCCUUCUUCGAGCUAGACUUGUGGAAGAAGGAACCGAGAAGAAAAUAGCAGCAACAACUGGGUUUAUUACGGGACAGCUCAUAAUGUUCAUGUCUAUCUAUUAUGCGCCUUUGCAUUUAGCAUUGGGUAGACCCCAUACAAUAACUGUCAUAGCUAUACCCUAUCUUUUAUUUCAGUUCUUCGGCAAUAGUCAAAAAAACUUUUUGAAUUAUGGAUACAAGAAUCCAAAUUCAAUACGUAAUUUUAGUAUUCAAAGAAGAUUCUUUCAGAAUCUUCUUUUUCAAUUUUUAAAUCCCCUUUUCUUACCAAGUUCAAUAUUCAUGAGAUUCAUCAAUAUUUAUUUGUUUCGAUGUAACAAUAAAUUGCUAUUUUUAACAAGUAGUUUUAUUGGUUGGAUAAUAGGUCAUAUUUUUUUUAUAAAAUUGAUUGAAUUUUUAUUAAUCUGCAUACAGCAAAAUAAUUUUAUUAAAUCGAAUGUCCGUAUUCAAUCAAAAAAAGAUAUUCUGUCAGAAUUUAGAAAUUCUAUGUUUCAAAUCUUUGUUGUUUUCUUAUUUGUUACCUGUUUAUAUUAUUUAGGAAGAAUACCCCCCCCUUUUUUUAGUAAAAAACUAUUAGAAAGUAAAGAAAGCAAUGAAAUUUAUAAAAAAGGAAAAAAAAAGGAUAUCGAAACAAAUUUGCAAAGGAUACGAACGAAAGAAAAAAGAUCCAACAACAAAGAUAAGUUACAAAAACCUCUUAUAAAUAUUCUUUUCAAUUAUAAACGAUGGAAUCGUCCAUUUCGAUAUAUAAAAAAUAAUGAAUUUGAAAACAUUGUAAAAAAUGAAAUUUCAGAAUUUUUUUUUCAGACAUAUCAAAGUGAUGGAAGAGAAAAAAUAUCUUUUACGUAUCCACAAAAUUUAUCAACUUUUGAAAAACUGAUGGAAACAAAAAUCGAUUUCUUCACAAAAAAGAAAAUUUCCUAUGAUGAUUUGUAUAAUGAUUCGCGCUAUAGGAAUGAAGAAAAAAGAAACAAAUUGAGCAAGGAAUUUAUAAAUCGCACAAAACUGAUAGAUAAGAAAUUGAUUUCCCUCGAUAUAUUCGAAAAUAAAAUUCGAUUUUGUAAUGAUGAAACUAAAAAAAAAUAUUUAACUAAAACAAAAGAUCCUUUCUUAAACGGACCCUUUCGUGGACGAAUCAAAAAAGGGUUUUCAACCUCAAUACAACAUGAAAAAACUUACAAAAAAAAUAACAUUUUUAUAAAUAAAAUUCAAGAUAUCUUUCUUUCUAAUAAGAUUGAUAAAAAGAAUAAUAGUAAUUCUCCAAAAUGGGAGGAAAAUAGAAAAACAUUUGAUAAAAAAUUAUUAGUAACUACAUUUCUUUUUAAUCUAAUCAGUCAAUUUUCGAAAAAAUUAGUGUCAAACUUAAAUUCGCAAGUACCUUAUACAGAACCUGAACAAGUAAAAAUGAAUUCUAAUUAUGACACAGAAAAAAAACAAAUAAUAAAAAUAUUAUUUGAUGCAAUUACAACUGAUUUGAACGAAAAAAGAAAAGUAAAUCGAAAGACCACUAAGUCUAUUAAAAGAAACGAAAUCUGUAAAAAAGUACCUCGAUGGUCAUACAAAUUUAUGGACGAAUUAGAACAACUAGGUGGAAAAAUUGAAACAGAUAAUUCUCAAAUUCGUUCUAGAAAAGGCAAACGUGUAGUCAUUUUGACUAAUAAACAUAAAUUUUUUAAGAAAUACAAGACUUAUAAUGAUAUUGGAGAUACUGAAAAUACUGAAAAAAAAAACGAAUUGGCUUUAAAACGUUAUUCCCAACAAUCGGAUUUUCGAAGAGACAUAAUAAAAGGAUCUAUCCGUGCUCAAAGACGGAAAACAGUUACUUGGAAAUUUUUUCAAAAAAGGGUGCAUUCGCCGCUUUUUUUGGAUAAAAUUGAAAAAUCAUUAUUCUUUUCUUUUGAUAGUUUAAAAUCAAUGAAAAUAUUUUUUAUGUUAAAUAUUUGGAUUCAAAAGAAAAAAAAGACAGAAUUUCAAAUUUUAGGUUCUAUAGAGGAAAAAACAAAAAAAAGUCCGAAAGAGGAAAAAAAAAAGGAAAAUGCGGAAAGAAAACGUAUAGAAAUAGCAGAAGCCUGGGAUAGCAUUAUAUUUGCUCAAGUAAUAAGAGGUGUUUUAUUAAUAACCCAAUGCUUUAUUAGGAAAUAUAUUAUAUUACCUUCAUUGAUAAUAAUUAAAAAUACGCUCCGUAUACUAUUUUUUCAAAUUCCAGAAUGGUCUGAAGAUUAUAUGGAUUGGAAGAGAGAAAUGUAUAUUAAAUGCACGUAUAACGGCGUUCAAUUAUCCGAAAGAGAGUUUCCUAAAAAAUGGCUAACAGAUGGGAUUCAAAUAAAAAUAUUAUUUCCUUUUCGUCUAAAACCUUGGCAUAAAUCUAAAAUACGAUGUAAUGAAAAGAAAAAAAAUGAAAAGAAAAAAAAGAACUUUUGUUUUUUAACAGUUUGGGGGAUGGAAGUAGAAUUGCCUUUUUCUAGUUCCACGAAAAAUCGAUUUGAAUUUGUCGACCCCAUUAUAAAAGAACUAAAAAAAAAAAAGAAACAAUUUGAAUUUUUCACUUUUGGGGUUCUAAAAGUUUUUAGUGAAAAAUUCAAAUUGUUUCUAAAUAUCGUAAUAGAAAAAACAAAAGGGAUCAUCCAAAGUAUUCUUGAAAUUAUUCAAAAAAGUAUAGUAUUCCUCGCGAAAAAAAGACAAGAAUUUUUAAAUUUAAAAUAUUUAUUUAUUCAACGGAAACCCAAAAAACUCGAUGAAUUGAGCGAAAACAAAAAAGAUUCAACAAUUUGGAAUAAUAAUUCAAUGAUUUCUGAAGCAACCAUUUCAAUUCAAUCGAUAAAGUUGACAAAUUGUUCAUUGAAAAAAAAAUCUAUAAAGGAUCUGAAUACUAAAAAAAAAGUAGUUAUAAAAAAAAUAGAAAAAAUGAAAAAAGAAGAAAAGAAAAGAGGACUUGUAAUUCCAGAGACAAAUAUUCAUUCGAAGAAAAAAAUUUAUGAUAGUAAAAGGAUAGAAUUCGGAAAAAAAAAUUUGCAGAUAUUCCAAAGAAGAAAUAUUAGAUUAACUAAAAAAUCACAUUCUUUUUUUCAAUUUUUCAUUAAAAAAAUAUACAUAGAUAUCUUUCUAUAUAUCAUUUGUAUUCUGAAAAUCCAGCUACAACUUUUUCUUGAAUCAACAAAAAAAUUUUUAAAUAAAUGGCUUUACGAUAAUGAACCAACUAUAGAAAGAACUUAUAAAACAAAUCAAAGUAUAAUUCCCUUUAUUUUAAAAUUACACAAAUACGUUAAUAAUAGGAAUGCGAAUUCCCAUAAUUAUUUUGAUGUCUCCUUUUUGUCACAACCAUAUGUAUUUUUAAAUUUGUUACAAACCCGAAUUCUUAACAUAAACAUAUAUAAGUUAAGACUUGUUUUUCAAUAUCAUAAAAAUUUUUUUUUUCUUAAAAAUGAAAUAAAGGAUUCUUUUUUUGGAGCACAAGGAAUAGUUCAUUCUAAAAGAAAACAAAAUAACCUGCUCAAUUCUAAACUAAAUCAAUGGACAAAUUGGUUAAAGAAUCAUUAUUAUCAAUAUGACUUAUCUAACAGUAGCUGGUCCAAAUUAGUAUCACAAAAAUGGAGAAAUAGAAUCACUAAAUGUGGUAUAGCUCAAAAUAAAAAUUUAACCAAAUGGGAUUCAUAUGGAAAAAGCCCAUUAAUUCUUGACAAAGAACAACAAGGAGUCACAUUAAAAAAAAAAAUUAGAAAACAAUAUAAAUAUGAUCUUUUAUCCUAUAAUUUUAUGAAUUAUGCAAAUAAGAAAGACUCAUAUAUUUAUCGAUAUAGAUCCCUAUUUCAAUCAAAUAAAAACACAUUGAUUUCUUCUAAUUACAAUACAUAUAAAAAAGACUUAUUUGAUAGAAUAAGUAAUAUUUUGAUCAAGAAUUAUAUAGCAGAAGAUACUCUUAUUAUAAAUAUGGAAAAAAAUCCGGAUAGAAAAUAUUUGAAUUGGAUGGGAAUCAAUAGAAAAAUACUAAAUCGUUCCAUAUGCAAUCCGGAAUUUUGGUUCUUUUCCAAAUUUGUGAUAUUUUAUAAUACAUAUAGGGGUAACUCGCAAAUUAUACCAAUCAAAUUACUUUAUUUACAUUCUAUUUAUUUACAUUCUAAAGGAAAUCAAAAUGUUAGUGAAAAGAGUAUUACUAGAAAGAAAAAAAGAAUAGAUGGUUUUAGAACAUCGAAAAAAAAAACCAAGAACAAUAUGGAGGAAGAACUUCAAUUCUUAGUAAGAAAUUUUUUUAAUUUACAUUUAAACUGGAAAAAUAUCUUAGGUAAAAAAAUCUUUAACAAUGUAAAAGUAUAUUGUCUCCUGAUUAGAUUGAAAAAUUUAAGAAAACUUACUAUAGCCUCUAUUCAAAGAGGAGAACUAGGUCUAGAUAUUAUGAUGAUUCAAAAUCAGAAGAAUUUCACUCUUCCAGGCUUAAGGAAAAAGAAAAAUAAUAAAUUUAGGAAAAAAGAACUAUUUGUUAUCGAACCAGUUCGCCUGUCUAGAAAAAAUAAUAAAAAAUUUUUUAAGUAUAAAACGAUGGGUCUUUCAAUAAUUCAUAAGAAUAAACACAAAAUUGAUAAAAAAUACUCAGAAAAAAUUCAUGUUAAUAAUAAAUAUUUUGAUAAAUACAUUACAAGAACAAAAGAUCAAAAGAUAACAGAAAACAAAGAAAAAGAGAAUUUUAAUUUACUUGUUCCUGAAAACAUUUUAUCUGCUAGAUGUCGUAGAGAGUUGAGAAUUAGAAUUUGUUUAGAUCCAAAAAAUAUAAAUAGUAUGCAUAGAAACACAAUAUUUUAUAAUGAAAAGAAAGUCCAAAAUUGUUUUAAAGUUUUGACUAAAAAAAGAAAUGAGAAAGAGAAAAAAAAACUAAUGAAUUUAAAAAUUUUUCUUUGGCCAAAAUAUCGAUUAGAAGAUUUAGCUUGUAUAAAUCGUUAUUGGUUUAAUACCCAUAAUGGAAGCCGUUUCAGUAUAGUAAGGAUACAUAUGUAUCCGCGUGUGAAAAUUCGUUAA
Vigna angularis (adzuki bean) is the source of this 5172-nucleotide messenger RNA. The record is from the annotation of a RefSeq genome assembly. Lineage: Eukaryota; Viridiplantae; Streptophyta; Magnoliopsida; Fabales; Fabaceae.